CACCCACAAAAAUGGCCAACGGCAAGCCCCGCUGACUGGGAUUACUUCCACCGAAGAUGGUAUAUGCUCGUUAUCGCUCGUCCCAUGGGCGUAACAAGAACCAUUACCAAGGCAGUAACCGGAUCUGAGACUGGUUUCACACGGAUUUCUAAUUGAGGAAUAUAUAUGCAUCCUCACUCAAUGGCUCUUCAUCAUCUCGGUACCUAGCCAGCAUCGCAGCAAGCCCCAAUAGCAAAAACUUUCCUUCCAUGUUUCGAACGUCUCAUUUGUUCCUUCUCAGCAAAACAAACCACAAAUCAGCAUACCCACAUCAAUGACGAGGCCACACAGCUCCUCCAGGCCGCCACCCGUACCUCCACAGAGAACUCCUGAGAGUCGCCGCCAAGGCAACUCCAGAUCGGUUCAUGCCCCCAGAAGCCCCUACCCGAACAAUGCGUUCCAGCCGGUAUCGAGAUCCCAGAGUCGAGCGUCUACCAUCACGCGGUCGUUCUCGUCGGGAUCUCAGUUGGAUGAACCAGAUAACACUGCCAUCAUUCGAGGGGCACAACUUUUGCGAGAGCGUUUGAUGAACAACAAUCACAAAAACGAAGGCGGAGGGAAGGUUUCCACCUCGCCGGAACGCCUGUUUACCUCCAAGAAUGACGCUGUUCUUCAGGAUCUCUUGGGCAUCGAACCAAUGCAUCCACCAGGAAGUCCUAAUGAUGUCACCUUUCAAUUCUUCUCCCAAGAUUGGCUGCCCGAUUGGUCCGAUCAGUCUUGGAGUAUCUCAGGGAGUGCGUUUGAUCGAGGUUCCACAGCCGCCGUAUCGCCGCCUCGACAGGAACACCGCAACCACCACCACCACCACCACCACCACCCCGAUAAUACUCUCCCGCCAGGAACCACCGCAUCUACCAGUCGUCGCACAAGCCCUGAUGUUAUGGAUCAUAGUCAACGCCAAAAGAAUGGAAACUAUCCACGUGAAAACACUCCAGCCGGUCCGGAGCCUCGUCUUCGCAGCCCCCGCACGUUGGUCUCACAACGAACAAGUCCGACUAGUGGGGGUCGAAGAGGAAAGCCACCACGUGACGAACGAGCUUCAACGCCAUUACCAGCACCUGCAUCUCCUCCGGUAGCAACAUCAGCGAAAGCAAAAUCUGACCCACUGCCAGUGACCCCCGCUACCAGCCCAGCCGACAAAAAGAGCAAUUCCGAAUGGCAAACGACGGCAUCAUUCCCGACAACGACUGAUAUGGAUGACAGCAACCCUUGGGGGAGCCUUUCAGAGCAAAACUCUUCCAUGGACACAGGUCCUCGUUCCAAGGAAACUGGCCCUGAUCCACUGACCGACAUGAAGGAAGCCGAGGAAGCUCUGCUCGCCAAUGGGCUUCAGCAUCAUGAGCUGGUCCAUCAGCAUGACGGCGACAUGAUCGUGCAAGUGUUCAUGACUCGCCCCGACGUUGUUUCGGAUGCCCGGGCUUUUGAUGAGUUUAUUGAAACGACUUCAUUGGACGACAAGGCAUUUGAAGAAUUGAUCGACUCCAAGGAAUACGAUGGCGAGGAUAGAGAGGGGGUUUGGCCCAUCGAGAAUCGAGAACACAUUGACCAGUCAAUGAUGAGGGAUGACCAGCUUCAGUCAAGGGCCAAGCAGCAAGGCAAUGCAGUCGCACGCACCCGUGAAGUCGCACUCACCCGAGGGAGGCCCCAGAGAUCCUAUUCGAUCGAUGUGCUGCCCAACACAACUGUUCCGAAAAGGUCACACUCUGCCGGUGUGGAACGAAGGCAGUACAACAAACGCAAUCAUCAAAGGCAUGUUAGUAGUCUCCGAGAUGACCUGCUGUGCGGCAUGGAGACCAAUUGCAACACCAAAUACACUACGGAGCCGAUUCCGAUUGUGAUUGAUCAAAGCCGUUUGUUGGAAGCCCCGUGCACAUGCCCUCAGCUCGAGGAACAACCUACAACACUUCAAAGCAAACCCGGUAAAAAGGAGCGUUCGCACCAUAUCCACAAAGGCAGACCCCUGCAGGACCAUGACGCCAUCCUCAAUGACCGCAAGCACCACGAACAACGUCACCUUUCCAAGCAUAGAGCGGAAGACUCGGCAUUUCCAGAGUCGGCAAUUCACAACGAAGGAAAUGGCUUUGGUGUUCUGUCCCCGGAAAGCAAUGAAUACAUGGCGCUUCAAAGAACUGAUCUUGCAUUUCAGCAUGCCAUGAAGGCGGGGGGUCUCUGGCAGGCACUGGUUGGAAACCACGUACGCUUCCCCAAGCAUUGGUGGCAGGGUGGUUAUCGGACGGCUCCUAUGGGGUGUCCCCGCCACUUGGCUGGAAAAAACAAAUGGGUUUACUACGACAGGCAUCGGAUCAAGGGAAACAAGUUUUUGAAUCGUUGCGUCCGAAAACGCGAUGCAGCGGGACAACUCCUUUUGCAUCUCGUUGUGAGGGACUUCAUGUUAUCGAGCCCCAUUCUCGAUAUUGCCAUUGGGUGUUUCCACCCCAACGCUAGGUCUGUACGGGUAUCCCAGAAUCCCAAUCCACGUAAUGAUGAUUGUCGAGAUGUCUGGAUGGCAACUCGAUUCCGAACAGAAGACGUGAUAUCCGUCAUUGACCCUCUGUUCUUCUUGGAGAAGAUGGGCCAGCCCAAAAAGAGUCCUCUUGGUGACUCCAAACGCCGCAUCAGCAACGGCAACGUGCGGGCUAUCUUUGGUGAAACUCCACCACUCUGCACAGUCUUUGUUCAGGAAAGCGAUAUCUACGAAGACCUGGCAGCGAUGGAUGGCUUUGAACAUUCGGGACCAGCUGAUAUUCUGCUUCGAAAGUAUGUAUUCACCCAAAACGGCGCAACCUAUUGAUUUGAUUAGAUGGCAACUUUAGGCUUGGUGUGCCACACACUAUUUGCAUGUGGUGACGCACGAACCUGAAACUACUAGGCUCGGCACACAAUCGCGCUACGCACACUACCAGGGAUAUAGAAUGAUUUAGUUUUAUAAUGAAAGCGCUAUGAGCAUUGGUGUUUGAUCCAGCGUCAUUUUUGCAACCGCUGUUUUCGUGCUGCAGUCCGCUUUGUUCAACUCCUCAAACACAGCGAACCGAGAUGGUAAAAGCACAAAUCAUGUCCUUUCCUUAGUCUCAGUCUGUCUGCCCGGUAGCUAGGCUGAGUCGCUUCGAAGCAUCGCUUCCUCAACAGGAGGUUUGCCUGGGAGAGCCAUGCACUGCAAGGUCCACACUCUGGAUUUGCUCAGGAACUCAGACUGAGACUCGAGUAGUCUAUGUACAAGUACUAGCUGGCUAGUAUGUUCUGGGUGGCGGCUCGACGGGAAAAGUGAGUGAGUAAGAAUUGCGUUUUUGUUGAGGAAAGAAGGAUUUAGGUCCCUCUGAACUACUGGCGGCUUUGGGCAAGGCGGGCAAUCAUCUUGAUGACUUUUAUUAAUUAAAACUCUUGAUGCUUCGUUCGGUUGCUACCUGGUACGUGCCGACCGCUGUGUUUUUCAUUUUGUUUUUUUAGGAGCCAACCCAGCGGUCAUUCAUGGGG
This is a messenger RNA of Seminavis robusta, 3510 nucleotides long. The record is from the annotation of a GenBank genome assembly. Lineage: Eukaryota; Bacillariophyta; Bacillariophyceae; Naviculales; Naviculaceae.